UUUGACAGUGGUUCCACGGGCACAUCAGCUGUACAUGCGAGGGCAACGCUGACCUGAUUAACUCUACAAGGGACGACGAACACAACGGCGACACACGCACCGAAGCAACCAGAAGAAACUGUGCGUGGGACUUGCUGUCAUUGCAGAGAAAUCUCCACCAAUCUAGAAACCAGCACAGAGCUAACAAGCGAGCUAUUGACUGCUGCGACCCAGAGAGAGGAAGAGGAGGAAGAAACGGACAAAUAAAGAGAGAGAGAGAGAAAGAACUUGUCCUCUCCGGACAUCAGGAGGGUGUUUUAUCACAGAGAUCAUUGUUUUGCAAAAGCUUCUUGUGGGAAAAAGUAGCCACUGAAAUGUCUAUAAUGGCCGAGCUGUCAUCAGCCCAGGUGACCGGCUGCACCUAAGCACUCCGUCGCCACCGGCCUGAGCGCCUUCAAAGAAAACAUCGACAGUGUGGUGGACCAAGGAAGAAAAAGCACAUUUUUUGUCUGGAUUAUUUUUACCUGGAGCUUUUUAUUCUUCUUUUUUACCCCUGAUUUGGUGGCUUACCUUGGAGAGGAAGGGAAAAAAAACAAGCGCUGGAGGACUAAUGGCUGCUGGUGAAUCUGGGAUUUAUUGAGCUGUUCAUUACCGCACGGAAAGGAGGCGGCUGGGGCUCGAGGGUCCGUGUGCAGGAAUGCAGAUCCACGUACGGAGGCCGACCAUACAGCGACGUGUUUGAGCAGCCGAGCCCGUGAAGGCCCCCCGGGAGGCGGCCAUGUUGGAUCUCUCCCUCGGAGUGCCGGUGUUGACCCGUCUUCACCCGUCGCCUCGCAGCACCUGGCUGCCGACCUAACCCCUCUCUCGCUUCCCCCAUCUCUUUCUUCCAGCGCCUGGCCAGGAGAAAGGUCCUUGUGUAAAAUGUCCUCUGCACACCACAAGCUGCUCACCUGGAGCUUACCUCACCUCCUCCUCCUCCCGCUGACCUACCUCUUGCUCCUGGCGUCUCCCACAGGUGUGUCCGCAAAUCUGUGCCGGGUGACCGGCGGAGUGCUGGGGAUGCACUGGAGCAGCGUCAUCAGCCUGGGUUGGCACUCUCUGGCCAGAGGGAGAGGCGGGUCGACGUGCUGGGAGUCCUGCUGCCUGACCCCCAGCUGCAGCGGCGUGUGGAGCCUCGGCGGCCAAUGCGUCCUCCUCCGCUGCACGAGGAGCACGGGCUGCCCCGUCAGCAUCCUGCCGCAACCCCACCACGAGUCCCUCGGCCUCCUGCAGCUGCUCUCGAAGAGUCCUGUCAUCACAGCGAGACGUAGAAGAGCUCUUCACGCACGGCACACAGGAAACCACGAGCUGCAGGCGGCACGACUAACCACCACGGAGAAAGUGGGAAUGGCUCCGCCGGCCGCCGGCGCCGUCGCGCUGCUGCAAACGGCCCAAAAGAACCAGAGACGGUCGGCCAAUGGGAGUGCAGACGUCCCUUCGGCGCCGUCCCGGCAGAACCCGACGGCCGCCGCAGACACCGCGGCGUCUCCCAACGGCAGCGACGUGAGCACGCCCACAGCGGCGGCACCGGGCCUCAUCACCACGCCAACGCAGGCCGUGAGGGAGCUGGUGGUGUCGGCGGGACAGAGCGUGGAGGUCACGCUGCCCCGCAACGAGGUCGAGCUCAACGUCUUCGUGGUCUCGCCGCCCCCACCGGGGACAAACUAUAAAUUUGACUGGCGUCUGAUAACUCACCCCAAAGAUUACAGUGGGGAGAUGGAAGGGAAGGACUCCAAGACUCUGAAACUCAGCCAGCUGACUGUGGGCCUCUAUGAGUUUGAGGUGAUGGUGGACGGGGAGGGGGCUCACGGAGAAGGUUACGUCAAUGUCACAGUCAAGCCAGAGCCGCGGGUAAACAAACCUCCCAUUGCCGUGGUUGCCCCAAAGUUCCAGGAGAUCUCCCUGCCAACCAGCUCCACGGUCAUCGACGGCAACCAGAGCACCGAUGAUGACAAGGUGGUGGCGUGGCACUGGGAAGAGGUCAAAGGUCCCCUGAGGGAGGAGAAGGUCUCCACCGACACGCCCGUCCUCACCCUCGCCAACCUGGUGCACGGGAACUACACAUUCUCUUUGACCGUGACGGACUCGGACGGAGCCACAAACUCGACCCAGGCCACCCUGUUGGUCAACAAAGCCAAGGACUACCGGCCUGUGGCCAACGCCGGCCCCAACCAGGUCCUCCAGUUGCCACGCAACUCCAUCACUCUGUACGGCAACCAAAGUACGGACGACCACGACUCCCUGUCCUACGAGUGGUCCCUCAGCCCCGAGAGCAAAGACAAGGUGGUGGAGAUGCAGGGCGUCCGGAAGCCGAUCCUGCAGCUGUCGGCCAUGCAGGAGGGAGACUACACCUUCCAGCUGACUGUGACGGACACCGCUGGACAGCAGGAGACCGCGCAGGUCACCGUCAUCGUGCAGCCAGAAAACAACAAGCCCCCGGUGGCGGACGCCGGGCCGGAGAAGGAGCUGACGCUGCCUGUGGAUCGGACCACGCUGGAUGGCGGCAAGAGCAGCGAUGACCAGAAGAUCGCCACGUACCACUGGAAACAAACCAAGGGUCCUGACGGCGUGAAGAUUGAGAAUGCCGACGGCGCCGUUGCCACGGUGACGGGUCUCCAGGUCGGCACGUACGAGUUCACCUUGACCGUCACCGACGAGCGGGAGCUGGAGGCCGCGGACGCCGUGACGGUCAUCGUCAGAGAAGAACUGGACCAGCCGCCGGUGGCUCACGUUGUGUCGGGCCCACCCGUCACUCUACCUGUCAGAACCGGCACUCUAGAUGGAUCUCACUCCACUGAUGACAAAGGAGUCAGCUACCUGUGGACCAGAGAUGAUAGCAGUCCUGCUGCGGGGGAAGUGCUGAACAACUCUGACCGCCAGGCGGUGCUGUUCCUGGGAAACCUCGUGGCUGGGAAGUACAGCUUCACCCUGACGGUCACCGACAGUAAGGGGCAGACCAGCACUGACGGCGGCACGGUGGAGGUCAAACCAGACAUAUGGGAGCGUGACCUGGUGGAGUUGGUGCUGGAGGUCUCCGUGUCCCAGAUGUCCCACCGGCAGCGCGACAUGCUGCUGCGCCAGGUGGGCGUCCUGCUGGGCGUGCUCGACAGCGACAUCAUCGUGCGAGACAUCAGUGCGUUUAAUGAGCACAGCACUCGUCUGGUCUUCCUGGUGUCGGGCGGCCCAGGGCGCCCCCCUCUGUCAGGCCGCAGCGUUGCACUCAGCCUGCGCAACAAACUGCGCAAACAGAAGAAUGAUUUCCUCAUCUACAAGGCCCGGCGAGUGGAUACAGUCAUCUGCCAGCUGAACUGCUCGGGUCACGGCGAGUGUGACUCGUACACGCGGAGCUGCGUCUGCCAGCCUUUCUGGAUGGAGAACUUCAUCAGAGCUCAGCUCGGAGAUGCAGAGAGCAAUUGCGAGUGGAGCGUCCUCUACGUGACCAUCGCAUCCUUCAUGAUUGUGGUUGCCAUAGCAACGGUUGUCUGGGGGAUGGUGUGUUGCUGCAACAGGCGUAAGAGCAAAGUGCGCAGAAGCAAAAGCAGAUAUAAAAUGCUGGAAGCUGAUGAGCAAGACAGUCUGGAGCUACAACCACCGAGAGCUGCCCGCCUGAAGCCGGUGCCCGCUCCCACCUCCUCCGCCCUCAUGCACUCCGACUCUGACCUGGACAGCGAGGACGGGCAGGGCGGGGUCCCGUGGACGGAGCAGGAGCGGGGCCAUCUCCUGCGGCCCAAGAACGGCUUCCUGAGGAACGGCCAGGGCCCGGCGAGGGCCAAGAAGCAACGGGAGGAGCUGCUAUAGCGAGAGAGGAGGGGGCGGCAGCUCGCCGCUCGCCUCGUUACCCCUCGCCCAACACGGACACCUCGCCCCCGUCGACCGUGAAGACCGGACCGCGGGAGCGAGAGGAGCGACACGUCGUCCUGCUGCCACGGAAAACACCGACGCCACUGUGCUGACGUUUCCCUGCUCCCACGCUGAGCCACGAUGGAAGGAAAAAAACGAGCUGAGAACUCGACUUUACUCGGCGUAAAAAUAUAACAUAGACCCGUAUUAUUGAACACAGAGAUGUAGAGAAUGUAAUGUCACCCCUCUAACUGAGGGCUCACAAGGUAACGCGUGCGAUACCCUGCUUCCUGUAUUGAAAGAAGAACAAUGGAUGGCUUGGAUGACACGAAAACCAGCCACUUGACACGCUCGCAGCAUCUGGCAGACACGCAUGUAACGCACACAAAGACGUCCGAACCGCACGGGUCAACUCGAUGCUUCCAAACUGCCACGGAGGAGAAGCCGGCGGUUAACUCUGAGCUGACUGUUGGUGAGCCAACACACACAAAACAACCAGAACAAGAGCCAUGACGGCAACGAGUAUGAAGGAGGAGAAAAACUAAAUCCUGUGCAUGAAGGGGGACCGUUCUGCUCCGGCUUGAUACGGGAAUGACCGCCUGCAUGUGUGUGUGUGUGUGUGUCGGGGGGGGUGUAGGUGUGGAUUUAUACCAUGUAAAGAUGCUUCUUCAGAGCA
Messenger RNA from Pseudoliparis swirei, 4534 nucleotides. RefSeq names its product KIAA0319-like ortholog. Gene Ontology annotation, cellular component: plasma membrane; cytoplasmic vesicle. Lineage: Eukaryota; Metazoa; Chordata; Actinopteri; Perciformes; Liparidae. The record is from RefSeq and is a predicted model, not a curated record. The coding region runs from base 901 to 3816 and encodes 971 amino acids. The transcript is spliced from 25 exons.